ACCUGAUGGUGCUGAAAGAGGAGAGUGAAGUACUAGUUGAAGAUCACUAUGAGAAGAAACAGUGUGAUUUCAUCAAUGGAGAGAAACCCAGAGAAACUGAAAAGACUUCCUCACAAAAAAGAGCUCAGAAGACCAAAUCUAACAGUCACUUCACCUGUGAUCAGUGUGGAAAGAGUUUCACUGAAAAAGGAAGCCUUAAAAGCCACAUGAGAGUUCACACCGGAGAGAAGCCUUUCACAUGCCCUCAAUGUGGAAAACGUUUUACACAUAAAGGAAGCCUUAAUGACCACACGAGAGUUCACACUGGAGAGAAGCCCUUCACCUGCCAACAGUGUGGAAAACGUUUCACGCAAAAACAAAACCUGACGGUCCACAUGAGAGUUCACACUGGAGAGAAACCUUACACAUGCCCUCAGUGUGGACAGAGUUUCAGGCAUAAGAAAAACCUGUACACCCACAUCAGUCGUCACACGGAGACCGCUUUCACCUGCAAACUGUGUUGCAAGAACUUCUCGCAUGAAGAAAUUGCUAAUGCCCACAUAGAAAUGGACAGUGGAGAGAGCGCAUUGACCUGCCAACAGAUAUGCCAACAUAUGUACUCCGUGUGGACACAUUUUCGCACAUAA
Messenger RNA from Rhinichthys klamathensis goyatoka, 626 nucleotides. Its product is annotated as gastrula zinc finger protein XlCGF49.1-like. Gene Ontology annotation, molecular function: DNA-binding transcription factor activity, RNA polymerase II-specific; RNA polymerase II cis-regulatory region sequence-specific DNA binding. NCBI's taxonomy places the organism in Eukaryota, Metazoa, Chordata, Actinopteri, Cypriniformes, Leuciscidae. The transcript has a single exon. The annotation marks the transcript as partial. The record is from RefSeq and is a predicted model, not a curated record. Gene Ontology annotation, biological process: regulation of DNA-templated transcription.